Messenger RNA from Heterotrigona itama, 1099 nucleotides. The record is from the annotation of a GenBank genome assembly. NCBI's taxonomy places the organism in Eukaryota, Metazoa, Arthropoda, Insecta, Hymenoptera, Apidae.
AUUAGCAUCAACUACAUGUUCUUUUUGCACUCACCUUAUGGGAGUACAAUGGGAAUUAAGGGGGAAAGAACAUUUAGAAAAAGAAAGAGCAUGUAUAAUAGUAUCAAAUCAUCAAAGUUCUUUAGACAUAAUGGGAAUGUACCAAAUAUGGCCAAUAAUGCAAAAGUGCACAGUUGUAGGAAAAAAACAGAUUUUUUAUGCAUGGCCAUUUGGUUUAGCUGCUUGGUUUUGUGGAUUGAUAUUUAUAGAUAAAAUGCAAUCAGAUAAAGCCCGUUCAAUUUUAAAUAAUGCCAUAAUCUAUCUUAAGAAAGAUAAGAUUAAAUUGUGGAUAUUUCCUGAAGGCACUAGGCGCAAUACUGGCAAAAUUCAUCCAUUUAAAAAAGGUGCCUUUCAUGUUGCAAUUAAUGCUCAAUUACCUAUAUUACCAGUUGUUUUUUCUUCUUAUUACUUUUUGUCUUCUAAAGAAAAAAGAUUCGAUGCCGGUCGAGUUAUUAUAACAACUUUACCACCAAUAUCUACAGAAGGACUAACAUCAGCUGAUAUUGAAAAUUUAAUAGAAAAGACAAGGAAUACAAUGACAGAAGUUUUUCAUGCCACCAGUCGUGAAGUACAAUCAAAUAUUUCUUCCUAGAGUAAAAUAAUUUUUUCAUGGUAAAUUGAUAAAAUUUUUAUUAUUUAUAUUUUGAUUAUAAUUAAGUCUCAGCUUGUAAACCAAAGACAUGUUUUCCUUAUUUUUAUCAAACACAAUUAUAUAUGUGCUGUAAUUAGAUAGGGUAAGUAAUAUUUAAUUACUAUUGAUAUCAAUUUUUAUUUUUCUUUAUUUUAAUUUCAUUUAUAAAACUAAGAUUUUAAUUCUGGUAAUAUAUUUGUAUUUCUUUUAUACAUUUAUAUUUACAAUAAUUUUAUAUUAAUAACUUUUUUCAACAAAUUUUUUAACUAUUUAUAAUCCUUAACUUAAUAAAUGUAAAUUAUAUUUAAACAAAAUUUUAUACAUGAAUGAAAAUAAAUAUUAAUUUUCUCUUACUAAGAAAAAAUAAUAAAGCAUAGAAAUGAAUAUGUUUUAAUAUAAAAAUAAUUUUAAUUUUAUACAUAGUUUAAC